Molecule: messenger RNA, 3003 nt
Organism: Amblyraja radiata (thorny skate)
Lineage: Eukaryota; Metazoa; Chordata; Chondrichthyes; Rajiformes; Rajidae
Gene: sf3a1
Product: splicing factor 3a, subunit 1
Exons: 16
Coding region: 51-2399 (782 amino acids)
Biological process (GO): regulation of alternative mRNA splicing, via spliceosome; mRNA cis splicing, via spliceosome
Cellular component (GO): U2-type prespliceosome; U2 snRNP; catalytic step 2 spliceosome
Molecular function (GO): protein binding; RNA binding
Source: RefSeq, a predicted model, not a curated record
GGAGGCUGGCGGCCGAGCUGUUGAUCUGAGACCGCCGUGAAGCAGUAACCAUGCCUACCGGGCCGGUGCAGGCGCUGCCGAUGCCGUUGCCACCGCCACCGCAGCCGCCUCAGCCCGAAAUUCAGGUACCAGAAGAACCAAAAGAAGAAACCUUAUCUUCCAAACCCAUUGUUGGCAUUAUCUACCCUCCUCCUGAGGUCAGGAACAUUGUUGACAAAACUGCUAGUUUUGUAGCCAGAAAUGGCCCUGAAUUUGAAGCCCGUAUUCGUCAGAAUGAAAUCAACAAUUCCAAGUUUAACUUCUUGAAUCCAAAUGAUCCUUAUCAUGCAUAUUACCGACAUAAAGUUAAUGAGUUCAAGGAGGGAAAAGGCCAAGAGCCUUCAGCUGCUAUUCCAAAGGUUAUGCAACAGCAGCAGCUGCCACAGAAAGUACAAGCUCAAGUGAUUCAGGAAACUGUUGUCCCCAAGGAACCCCCACCUGAAUUUGAAUUUGUUGCUGAUCCCCCGUCUAUCUCAGCCUUUGAUUUGGAUGUCGUGAAGCUAACUGCUCAAUUUGUUGCAAGAAAUGGUCGUCAGUUUUUGACUCAGCUGAUGCAGAAAGAACAACGUAACUAUCAGUUUGACUUUCUGCGACCCCAGCACAGUUUGUUCAACUAUUUCACCAAAUUAGUGGAGCAGUAUACAAAGAUCUUAAUACCGCCAAAGGGACUGCUUCUGAAAUUGAAAAGGGAAGCAGAAAACCCAAAAGAAGUUUUGGAUCAGGUGAAAUAUCGAGUGGAAUGGGCCAAAUUUCAGGAGCGUGAAAGGAGGAAAGAAGAGGAAGAACGGGAAAGGGAGAGAGUAGCCUAUGCACAGAUUGAUUGGCAUGACUUUGUGGUGGUCGAAACUGUUGACUUCCAGCCAAAUGAGCAAGGGCAUUUCCCUCCACCAACUACCCCAGAAGAACUUGGAGCUCGUAUUUUGAUGCAGGAAAGAUAUGAGAAGUUUGGUGAGAGUGAGGAGGUUGAAAUGGAAGUUGAAUCUGAUGAUGAAAUGGAAGAAUCUGAUGACAAAGCAGAAGAUACCCCAACACAGUUAGACCAAGAUACGCAAGUACAAGAUAUGGAUGAGGGAUCAGAUGACGAAGACGAAGGCCAGAAAGUGCCACCACCUCCUGAUAAUCCAAUGCCGCCACCUCUUCCUCCUACCCCAGAUCAGGUCAUCAUCAGGAAAGACUAUGAUCCCAAAGCUUCGAAACCAGUGGCUGGUACACCAGCAACUGACGAGUAUCUCAUCUCUCCAAUCACUGGAGAAAAGAUCCCAGCGAGCAAAAUGCAAGAGCACAUGCGGAUUGGGCUGUUGGAUCCACGUUGGCUUGAGCAGCGUGAACGCUCUAUCAGAGAGAAGCAGAGUGAAGAUGAAGUAUAUGCUCCAGGUCUGGACAUUGAAAGUAGCUUGAAGCAGCUGGCGGAACGACGUACUGAUAUCUUUGGUGUGGAAGAAACCGCUAUUGGAAAGAAGAUUGGUGAAGAGGAAAUACAGAAGCCAGAAGAAAAAGUUACUUGGGAUGGGCAUUCUGGUAGCAUGGCACGUACACAACAGGCUGCGCAAGCUAACAUUACACUGCAGGAGCAGAUUGAAGCAAUCCACAAGGCCAAAGGAUUGGUUCCCGAGGACGAUACCAAGGACAAAAUUGGACCCAGCAAACCUGAAUUACUACAACUGCCAUCUCUUUCAUCUGCAUCAAAUUCUUCAAUGAAUCCUCCAAUCACAUCACUGCCCAGGCCACCUAUGCCACCCCCUGUGCGGAGCAUUAUGUCAUCGAUGCCUGUUAUUCCCAGGCCACCAAUGUCUCCUAUUAUUCGCUUAGCGCCAGGACCUGUUUUAUCAGCUUCCAUGCCAGGAAUGAUUCCUGGACCACGAAUUAAUGUAGUACAAAUGUCUUCUUCAGCUCCGCAAGUUUUGACCACCCGACCAUCCAUGGUGGUGCCAUCUGCCUUUGUACCUGCACCUCCAGCCAUUCCUGCCCCAAUGCCUUCUUCACUUCCACGACCCCCUCCUCCACUAGAUGAUGAACCAGCAACGAAGAAGAUGAAAAGCGAGGAUAAUCUUAUCCCAGAGGAAGAAUUUCUACGAAGAAGCAAGGGCCCAGUCACAGUCAAGAUACAGGUACCUAACAUGCAGGAUAAGUCGGAAUGGAAGCUGAAUGGCCAGGUCCUUGUUUUCACACUCCCUCUUACAGAUCAGGUGUCUGUUGUCAAGGUGAAAAUCCACGAGGCUACAGGAAUGCCCGCUGGUAAACAGAAGCUUCAGUAUGAGGGCAUCUUUAUUAAAGAUUCUAACUCUCUGGCCUACUACAAUGUGACCAGUGGCUCAGUUAUCCACCUUGCCCUAAAAGAACGCGGAGGUCGAAAGAAGUAGCGUGUUGCUUCAAAUUAUCACCGUCUUUCUAUGGAAAUGUGAAUCAAAGCUAUCCAUUCUUAAACUACAGAGGAUUAAAAUGUUAACUCAUUUAAUAUGCAAUUCAGAUGCAGCUUCUCUGUUUAGAAAAUGAACCUAUAGCAGCAAUAAUAAAUAAUUCGUUUUUAAAAAAAAGUUAAUUCUAAAUGUUAUGUUACAAGUAGUUUCUUCAAUAUUAUACUUUGUGAUCAGUAGUAUAUUCACUAUAAUAUGAUCAGAAGGUUUGAAAAAAUGUGGCGAUCAAACUAAAGUUUCUUUUUCACUUUUGGUGGAACUCCGUGCACAAAAGCCUACUUGGCUAAGUUUAUCGUUCCUGCUCCUAUGUUGGAUUAUUGUGUGGUGUUUAGCUCUGAAUAUUUUUAAUAAAAUAUAUCAGUUCUCGUGACUGGAUUAUAAUUUGUGAAAAUUACAAUUAAAAAAAAUAUUUGUCUUUGCUGUACUCAUUCAUCCUGUGAUCCUAAUGCCCUUCCAUUGUGGAAUAUUUGUGGAGCCUUUGUUCCUUACAUUCUCACUAAAGCUUCCACCUUUUAAAUUUGAAAAUGAAAUUUCUGUCAUCAUAAAAUCA